AUGUUUCGGGUCGAGCACGCGAAUACGAUUCGCCUUUAUUUGUCCCGCCUCCCGGUUUCCUCCCCCCGUGCCUUGUUUCUCCCCCCGCCCCGUUCCUCUUUUCCCCCAGUGGCGGCGCUGAUAGGGAUGCGCGUGGCCUUGGGAGUGACGGGGAUGCAGUGGUGGCGCACCAGCGGGAUUGUGGCGGCGCUGAUAGAGAUGCGCGUGGCACUGGGAGUGGCGGGCAUGCAAUGGUGGCGCACCAACGGACUUCCGCAAACUCUUAUUCAUCCCCUCCACCCGCCCCUCUCCCACGCCCCUUCCCGCCCCCCUUCCCCCACGCUUUCCGCCACUCCCAGCGUUGGCGCUGAUAGAGAUGCGCGUGGCCUUGGGAGUGACGGGCAUGCAGUGGUGGCGCACCAACGGGAAAGUCGUGUGCGGCGCGUGGAUAGGCGUCGACAUGGCUUACAGCGUGAUUACCGUAUCGGGUCUCCUCUUGAGGCGCCUCAAAAGGCGCUCGCUGCUGAAAAUGUUGCUAAUUUCACGGCUUACAACGUGAUCACCGUACCGGGCCUCCUCCCCAGCAGCUUCACCAAGCUCAAAACCCUCACCUACCUCGAUCUCUCCUCCAACCGACUCAACGCGUCACUCGACCAAUUCGCCCGCCCCUUGCUGCACCUCCCCAACCUCCGCGUUCUGACUCUGAACAACAACAAGCUCUGGGGUUCCGUGCCCUCCUACCUGCUGCAGAAACCGAAGCUUCAGAAACUUGUGGACGACUCCCCUGGGGAUGUUUCAGCCUCUUUACUGCCCGCCACCCAGUGGACGUGCAUGUGCGCUGCUGGAGCCACUCUCAAAGACAAUGACGUGUGCGAGUGUGAGAAGAAAUCAAGCUUGCGAGUGCCACUGGCCUCUUGUCCCCGUUACAAGCUCAAGCGGUACAGUAGUUAA
Messenger RNA from Closterium sp. NIES-65, 930 nucleotides. The record is from the annotation of a GenBank genome assembly. NCBI's taxonomy places the organism in Eukaryota, Viridiplantae, Streptophyta, Zygnematophyceae, Desmidiales, Closteriaceae.